GCCUGAGAAGCCCCCAAUUCGCUCUCCAUUCUUCCCAGGAUAUUCCGGUCUUCAGGUUUCCGGGUUGGCGGGCCACAGGCUGGGAUCUGGAGACCUCCAUGCCUGAAGGGGGCGCCUACCGCAGCGGAGCAACCUACUCCCUGGCAGGGCCAGGGCUGCGUAGUCAUGAUCACCAACGAGUCCGCGGCAGAGUCCGUGGUCCCCACUGUGCCCAAACCUGCGGCAGCCUCAGAAACCCCGGAGCUCGAGGAGCCGGCGUGGCCCUGGAAAGAUGCCCCGAUCCGGGCGCUGGUGCAGCGCAUCCUCCAGUUGCAGGCUGAGCGCGCACAGGCCUUCCGCUGGCUAGAGGAAAAUCAGUGUCUUCCACACUCGGGUCCAGGGACACUUCCUGGGGGGCUUUCAGGUGGCCGAUGCGGGUACAGAGCCUGGGGACGUAGACUCAGGACUCCCACCUGCCGCAGAGGCCACCGCCAGUACCUGCGCAGCGGCCCGCCCUACGACUUCCCGCGCUACCGGAGCAAAGUGCACGAGGUGACCCAGGCCUUCGCCGCCGUUUCGCGGGAGGUGCUGGCGGUGGAGGCCGAGCUGGCCGGGCCCCGAGCGCAGCCGCUGCUCGCGGGCCAUGUGCGCAGCCUGCAGCAGCUGGAACAGACACGCCUGGCCACGGUGGCCCUGCUGCAACUGAUGAGGGUGCCAGAACUAACAGGGCAGGAGGACACCCUCCAGAUGCACCAGCUGAAAAUGAAGGUAAUUAAAACCAUGGAGGCCAUCAGUGAGGUUCUCCAGGACCUCAGGUUUGAUGCAGAAUCUGUCGAGUGAUCAUGGCUCCUCAGAGACGCACUGAAGGGAGAUGGAAAAUGGGGCAGGUGGCACCCAGAUCAACUCUGAUUGCCAGCUGGCCAGGGUUGCACCCCGCUGGGCUGUUGACCCUCCCUGAGGUUGCCACAUCUCCCACAAUAAAGAAGCAUUUGUCUGCA
Messenger RNA from Pteropus alecto (black flying fox), 977 nucleotides. RefSeq names its product required for excision 1-B domain containing (gene REX1BD). The transcript has 5 exons. The record is from RefSeq and is a predicted model, not a curated record. Lineage: Eukaryota; Metazoa; Chordata; Mammalia; Chiroptera; Pteropodidae. Bases 166 to 819 code for a protein of 217 amino acids.